AUGGACUCACAAAAUCCCUUCUUCCUUGACAUUUUACAAGACAAGGAACAAGGUUUUGAGUCUUUUGAUAGUAGUAUUUUGAUGUCUACUCCGCAUUUAGACGUGAAUGUCCAUCAAUCUCCACCCAAAGUUGAAAUGGGACAAUCUACACCCCCAAUUGCAAAAAAAUCAACUACUAAGAGAAGUCAACGGGAAAACAACUUCACGGUAGAUGAAGACAUUAAGCUAGUAUCGGCGUGGCUUAAUGUUAGCUUAGAUGCCAUGAUAUCGACGGACCAAAAACACACAACAUUUUGGGAUAGAAUUUGGUCCACCUUCCACAAUGACAAGAAAUUUAACCGCUCCAAGGAUUCUUUAUGUAGUCGGUGGUCAACAAUUCAAAGGGAGACCAACAAGUUUUGUGGAUACUUGGCCCAAAUUGAGAACCGGAAUGAAAGUGAUAAAACUGAGCAUGACAAGAUUGAAGAUGCAAAAACUAUGUAUAAAGAAAAUAGCAAAAAUGCAUUUCAAUUGGAACAUUAUUGGAGAAUUUUGAGGAAUGAAGCUAAGUGGUUGAUUCAAAGAGAUAAUUUGAAGAUCCGCCCUAGACAACCAACCACACAAUCUUGUAAUACUUUUGCAAGCUCAAUAAAUUUGGAUGAAGAUAAUAAUGAGAUGAACUCUGGCGAAACCUUGGAGAGACCCAUAGGCAAGAAGGCCGAGAAGGAGAAAUUAAAGAAAAGAAAGAAUUGUGAUGACGUGGUCCCAAUACUUUCCUCCCAAUUGGACAAAAUCAAGGAAGAAAAAAGGAGAAUGCAUGAGGAGAAAAAGGAAAGUAUGCGCAUUGCAUUAGAAGAACGAAGAGAGUUCAUGCGCAUUGCAUCCGAAGAACGAAGAGAGUUGAUUCGUAUCAAAGAAGACAAGAAUGAAGUAGAAAAGAGGAAAGCGGAAGAUGAAAUUAUGAUGAAAGAUACAAGAACCAUGGAUCUUGAGCAAAAAGAAUACAUUCGCCUACGUCGUUUGGAAAUCUUGGAGAGGUUUAAGUCUAAAUUUCCAUCAUCAUCAUCAUUUGCUGUGAUGUCUCCUUCUGUAAGCCUGUACUGUUUUCUCUCAAUGACUGAAGCUGGUGGAAAAAUAUUGCUGUCAUGCUGUGUUGGAAUUGGUUGUCAUAAGUAG
This is a messenger RNA of Quercus lobata, 1155 nucleotides long. RefSeq names its product glutathione S-transferase T3-like. Bases 1 to 1155 code for a protein of 384 amino acids. The transcript is spliced from 3 exons. The record is from RefSeq and is a predicted model, not a curated record. Lineage: Eukaryota; Viridiplantae; Streptophyta; Magnoliopsida; Fagales; Fagaceae.